UUCACUUUUUGACCCUUUUUUGCCUUUUUUUUUAUAUUUUAUUUUUCCUUCCCCUCUUCCUUUUUAUUUACACUUUAGUCCACUUCUUCUCUUGCAAUUGCCUCUUCUCUCGUUUGUUUCCUAGUGUCUCUUCCUUCUUUUACCUUUUUUAUUUUAUAUAUACCCCGUUCACACGUAUAUCCCAUUCGAUUCAUUAUACCACUUUUUAUACCUCAUUAUCUACUGUUGAUCUCAUUUUUUCUCUUUUCGUUCGUUUGCCUUUUUCCCUUCGUUUUAUUCAUAUCGUUCAUUUCUCAUUUGUUUUUAAUUCAUUGUCAAAACACAACAGCCUAGGAAGAAAAAAAACCCCAAAUCAUGUCGUCGGUUGUAGUUUAUGCUGCCAACCUCUCUAGCCCAGAAGGUCAUGCCCCAUUGAGUGAAUCGCAAAUCACCAUGCUCAAGAAUGAACUCAUGGCCCGUCAUGCCCAAAUCACCACUAUGCAAUUGGCAACUUGUGUCCCUUUGUCCACUUCUCCUCUCACUUCCCUAUCACCGUCGUCGCCUUCGUUAUCGUCGUUGGCGUCUCCGCUCCAUGCUGUGUUCAUCGGUUCAUCUUCCGCUGUCGAAGCAGCGCGAGGUGAUCUUUUAAGAAUGUCGCCCCUGGAGACGAAAACCAUCCUUCAGUCCAUUGAUCCCGGUUUGCUGCAUUCGGAUGAUACGAGAAAGCGAUUGUACGAAGGGUUGGCGAGGCUUGCACGCGAGACGCAGACGCAAUUAACGGUUCAAAAGACGACGCAUCCUCACGUUCUUGUUUAUGGUUCCGCCAAUGUAGUGGAACAAGCACGCGUACGAAUUCUCGUGUUUUUGGACCAAAUGAUGAAUUUGCGCACAGACACGCUGCAAUUACCCUAUCACUUGCAUAACCUCGUUGCCGGUCGUAAACAUCAUCGCCUAUUUUCCAUCAUGGAAGACACAGUCACCAACAUCUAUCUCCAGUCACCUUUCGCUACAUCUUCGUCUCACUCUACCACCAACCCCACAUCGCCUUCCACGCACGGCGUUAUCUAUAUUACCGGCGACCCGACCGGAAUUCAAAAGGCCAAAGAAAGCUUGCAAACCGUCGCGGCGCAAAAGAUGAAAACCGUGUGUCACAAAACCAUCACCAUGCAGGCCCGAAAGCUAGACUGGAUGAUCGUACAUCAGCACGAAGAGUUGCGCUCCAUCAUGACCGAUAAUGGUUCUUUUAUUGCUUUUCCGAUGCUAGGUUCCGGAUCUUCGACUGUGACAGUCUAUGCCGAGAAUAGAACCAAUGUGGAACGCACCCUGCGUUUGAUCAAUCAUAUGGCUACGCGCAUUUACAAAGCUAGCUUUUAUGUACGAUUCGAAAGCACAAACGACAGCGACAGUGGAGCGACAUUGGCAAGGCCAUCUACCGCAUCUCACCAUCAGCUUUCCCAAUUGAUUUCAUGGCUUUCCCAAAACAGCAACGCAGAAGUAAACUACAACGUGGAUUCUUGCCAAUUAGAAGUAUUCGGUACACAAAAGACUGUUGGUAAAGUAUACCAGCUUCUUUCUGACAUGCCUUCCUUCAAAUUGCAUCAUCAAUUCACCGUGUUCGCUUUGGAAUUGGCCACCACACAACGCGAAUUCAUUAGUGGCAAAAAGAAUGGCAAGAUCAACAAGAUCAUGAAGAUGUGUACGGCAAGGAUCAAGUUUGCUUCCAUGAAUGAGUACAAUUUUGUCAUCAAGGUAGAAAGCGACCAAUUGGCCAAGGCAGUGGAUGGUCUUGUUCUCAUUCAAGACGAAUUACCUGCCGAAUUGUCGUUCCAUGUACCUGAAAUCUAUCACCGACGCAUCAUUGGCGUAGGCGGCAAAAAUAUCCAGCGCGUCAUGAAACGGUACGGUGUGUAUGUAAAAUUUUCAGGGGCUGAGGAAUUCGCCAGCUUGGGAGGGUAUUUCGAGAACGACCACAACGUGGUGGCAAGAACACCUAUGAAGAAUCAAACCAAUCUUGUCAGUCUGCGCCAAGCCGUCAUGGAUUUCAUCGCCUUUCCAAAAGACCGCGAUUUCAUUGUACGUCCAGUGGCCAUUCCGUCUUACCUUCACCGCACCUUUCUGCAUCAACACGGCAGCAAACUCCGCGAACUGGCAUUAAUCAACAAUACCAAGAUAGAAUGGCCAGAACGAUCAGGGAAAGAUGAAGUGUGUCUUUUAGGUCCUCGCUCGCAUAUCGGCAACGUGCGUCAGUAUCUGGAACAUUACCUUGUCCACGACGACAUUCUCAUUGUUCCCACGUCAGUCAAAUUGGCCUUUGAUCCUGCCGACAGUUUCAUGAACCAGAUUCGACAGCAUAUCCUAACCGAGACACGGAUCGAACUGCUGCCGCCCCUGAAAGAUACAUUGUCACCGACCGUAUUCAAAGGGGACGAACCGUCCAAUCUGGUUCUCGACCCAGCGAUCUACCCCUUGGUCGAUGAAGCGUACAUUUUCCGUUUCCGAUAUACAAGAGACCAUGAGAAAGCCUUGGUCACAGCGAAAAGGACCCUGGAACAGUACCUGAGGAUGCAGCAGCCUACCACACCACCUGCGAAAUGCGAUCCUCCCUUGCCUUUGGAACUGGACAUCACUCGUCUGGAAAUCCAAGGCGAAACGAUGCUGUCUUCCCUUCUGGCUACUUCAGACAAUUCCACCAUGAGUUUACCGACACAUAUUUAUUCAACCAAUUACAUCCAGUCCUUGUGGAUGGAUCUGCCCAAGUCGCAGUCGUCCCCGUCCCCGUACGACCACGCUCGACGUACGCCACCGCAUCCGUUACGAACCAUUUUCGAGACCACGCCCAGCCCACCGCCUAGUCGAAGUACCAGCAGUGAGCGCUUAUUGUCAAAUUUCCAGUCAUCCCCCGAUACGUCCAUGCUGGCGCAAGCGUAUCAAGGCCGUACGGAACGCUAUGCCUCCAGUGUCUUUACUUCACCCACCAAUUCUACCGGUAAAAAUAUCUGGGCUACUCCAGGAUUAAAACCAAGCAAAAGCACAAGCACUUUCAUGUCACGAGAAUCGUUGGAUCCGAUGUCGCUGGAAAACAGUUACAGCUUACCAUUGAUACAACCAGUGUCCAACAGGAACGCAUCGCAAGAAAUGAACUAUUUUGCCGUACGGCCUCGUCCUGUCACCUCUUUAUCAGCAUCGACGGCCGUGACAAGGACCGAAUCAUCUUAUCGAUAUCCCUUCUUCGGUCAUCCUUCCCUGGACGAGUCCCCAGCCGAAUAUCUACCGCGGUCCAUGUCGUUUGAUGCACAAGGUCAGAUCGGUGUUUCCAAUCGAUCGCCGCUCGAUACCACUUAUACGUAUUGGCCGACAAGCAAUGGUUACUCCAGUCCACUGCAGCUGUUCGAUCAUGGCGUCAAGACAAGCCAGCCAAUGUCAGCAACUUUACCUUUCACAGCGACGACGACAGGCACGAAUAUAACACAACUGCCCACGUAUUCACAAGGAAUGAUGCAUGACGAUCUUUUACCUACGUUUUCUUUUAGCUCUCCAUUUCCGUUUACCUCUUUCCAGCAUACACCGGCCGUCCCUUCGAAGAAUGGGUCCAAUAGAUAAAUUGGAACCUUUCGAAAGCGAGUAGCCUUGUUUGGAAUUAUACCCCACACAGACUUCUUUUCAGCUUAUACCUAUCCAGCGUUGAACCGCAUCUUUGAUUUGCCAUUAUAGAUAUCACUUAUCGUUUAUUCUCCCAUCGUAUAUACUUAUUUUCUUGGUUGUAUUUUUUAUUGAUUUGGUUUCUUUUUUUUUUUUAUCACCAUAUCAUCAUAUACCUACCCAUUAUUAAAAUGUUUGGGGAGUUAUGCGCGCUAAUUUUCACUCACAAGCAUUCACACCGGGUUGUGAUUGGGUACUUUUUGAAAAAUAAAACGUUUCUGAUUGGG
Radiomyces spectabilis is the source of this 3905-nucleotide messenger RNA. RefSeq lists its product as uncharacterized. NCBI's taxonomy places the organism in Eukaryota, Fungi, Mucoromycota, Mucoromycetes, Mucorales, Radiomycetaceae. Gene Ontology annotation, molecular function: mRNA binding. The record is from RefSeq and is a predicted model, not a curated record. The transcript has 10 exons. The coding region runs from base 355 to 3579 and encodes 1074 amino acids. Gene Ontology annotation, biological process: nuclear division. Gene Ontology annotation, cellular component: nucleus; cytoplasm.